AUGACUGCCACGCUCCAGCUGACUGAGCAGCUUGCGAAGGUUGCGCCCAUCGUAUCCCGGCUGAGAAAUUGCCCGGCGGAGCUACACCAGAUCUAUCUUAAGCAGCUUCUACACGUGCGUGAUGAACUCAGGAACUGGUGGACCACACUGCCCGAAGAUGUGCACUGCCGUGACCUUGAUCCUUCCAAGCAGCUUUUCCGCUAUAAUGUCCAUUUGGAAAUGACAUACGCUACGAUAAUCAUGUACAUGGGUCGUCCCUUGAUUCUUGCUGGCACACCAAACUCAUCGGCCUCUGCUGAGGGCGGCUCUGACCCAGCCGUAGAUGCUGGUGCAAAGUUAUGUUUUGACUGCGUUCAGGCUGCUCUCCGGAUCGUCGAGCUAUGCCAAUUAUUACAGGACACUGUCGGUGUAGCACGAGUUUCGUAUACAGAAUUUAGCUCCUGCCGUGCGGCGCUCUUGGCCAUUAUCGCCCAGAGUUUGAAUGCACGAACGGAACGGCUACGUGGGGCACUUACGCAAGGCAUGGGUUUGAUACGCCGGAUGUGUGUUGGCCUCCAGUCGGCUCGUUCAGAAGUAGCAGUUAUCGAGGCGCUUGAGCGUGCAGCACGGCGUCUAGACAGCCGAGCUGGAAAUGAAGACACAGUCCCUGGGGAAUCAGGCGUCGGAUACAACCAAUUUAGACGCUGGGCUAUGCUAUGGCAAUCUGAGACUCCUCCGUCUAAUAUGGCGGACGAAUCUGAACCUAUUGGGCUCGAAAAUUCGCAAUUGCCAGCCGGAUCCUUUGACGGGUUCUUCUCUUCCUUUCCUCAAGAGCUUGGAGCUUUUGCAUCCUUCCCAGAAGCAGGGAUGCAGUUCGGCGAAAGCUUGCCGACCAUGCUUUGGCCUGAUGACUUAUCACUACCGACGUUCCCUCCAAACCCGGAUGCUCCCGUUUGA
This is a messenger RNA of Aspergillus bombycis, 936 nucleotides long. Its product is annotated as fungal specific transcription factor domain-containing protein. The transcript is spliced from 2 exons. The record is from RefSeq and is a predicted model, not a curated record. Lineage: Eukaryota; Fungi; Ascomycota; Eurotiomycetes; Eurotiales; Aspergillaceae. The coding region runs from base 1 to 936 and encodes 311 amino acids.